UUUGUAAAUAGAAAACAGUCUUCGGAAAGGUUUUACUUAGCGAUUUUUAACAAUGUUCGUAUAUAAACUUCCGCUUAUCUUGGGUGUUAUCGGCUUAACUUUAGAGUCGCCUGCGCCAGUUGAAAACGUUGAAACAAAUAAUGAUAAAGAUGGUAAAAAAAUUGAAAGUAGUACCCUUCGGCUAGUAACAGUGGUAAUGAGGCAUGGAGACAGAGCACCACAGGAUACUUACCCAAAUGAUCCUUACAUCAAUAAUACUAUGGAGCCUUAUGGUUGGGGUCAAUUAACAAAUGAAGGGAGAAGAAAUCAGUACAAUCAAGGUCUUUUCCUACGAAAACGAUACGAUCAUUUAUUGGGCCCGAUAUACAACCCUGACAUAUUUUAUUUGCAAUGUACCGCGGUCGAUCGUACAAAAAUGUCUGCAAUGUUAGAGGCAGCAGCUUUAUGGAAACCAAAUGAAAACCAAGCUUUUAAACCUGACUUAGCCUGGCAACCUGUUACCUUAUUUUAUCAACCGCGUUCAGAAGAUACAUUAAUGUUAAUAUGGGAUACGUGUCCGAAGUAUACCAAGUUACGACAUACAAUUACAAGUCUGUCAGAAGUUCAACAAAUUCAAGAGAAUAAUAGACUACUCUAUGAAGAAUUGACGAGUUUAACGGGUAUGGAGAUUUCAACACCAGGUGAUGUUGGUUCACUUUACGGAACAUUAACAGCAGAGAAACAUAUGAACUUAACACUUCCCAAAUGGACUGAAGAUUAUUUCCCUGAUAAACUGAUACCGCUUACAUUAUACGACUUUCAACUUAACGUUUAUAAUGAUCUUCUUAAGAGACUUAAAGGGGGACCAUUUGUUAAAAAAAUUGUUACCGAUAUGUUAGCAAAAAGAGACGACACUUUAGAACCUGCAACAAGGAAAAUGUUUAUGUAUAUUGGUCAUGACAGUACAAUUGUCACUCUUUUGGAUGUUAUGCACGUAUGGAACAAUCAAAUGCCAUAUUAUAAUAUCAUGACAAUGAUCGAAUUGCACGAAACGAACAAAGGCUGGAAUGUUCAAAUCUUCUUAAGAAAUACCACUGAUCAUGAACCAUAUCCUCUGACUAUUCCUGGAUGUACAACGGUAUGUCCUCUUGAAAAAUUUGUACAGAUUUUAAAACCAAUGAUACCAGACGAUUGGGUAGAAGAAUGUAAAGUUGACGGAGAUUAUACACCUCCGCCUGCCCCACUUCCUUGAUCAUAAUUAUAUUAUAAAGAUACAAAAUGUACCAUGAAGAAAAUGAUGAAAGUAUUACUUAAGUAAUUAACUGUUAG
Messenger RNA from Habropoda laboriosa, 1308 nucleotides. RefSeq names its product testicular acid phosphatase homolog. Gene Ontology annotation, biological process: dephosphorylation. Gene Ontology annotation, molecular function: phosphatase activity. Bases 53 to 1231 code for a protein of 392 amino acids. The record is from RefSeq and is a predicted model, not a curated record. The transcript is spliced from 7 exons. NCBI's taxonomy places the organism in Eukaryota, Metazoa, Arthropoda, Insecta, Hymenoptera, Apidae.